Messenger RNA from Caenorhabditis remanei, 1431 nucleotides. RefSeq lists its product as uncharacterized. Bases 1 to 1431 code for a protein of 476 amino acids. The record is from RefSeq and is a predicted model, not a curated record. NCBI's taxonomy places the organism in Eukaryota, Metazoa, Nematoda, Chromadorea, Rhabditida, Rhabditidae. Gene Ontology annotation, biological process: maturation of 5.8S rRNA from tricistronic rRNA transcript (SSU-rRNA, 5.8S rRNA, LSU-rRNA); maturation of LSU-rRNA from tricistronic rRNA transcript (SSU-rRNA, 5.8S rRNA, LSU-rRNA). Gene Ontology annotation, cellular component: nucleolus. The transcript has 9 exons.
AUGGGUCUAAAAAAGAAGAUUACCUCAAAACUCGCCAGAAUCGCUGAGGACAACUGGAUUCCAACUGAAGAAUACCUUUCUGAACUUGUAGCACUUCUCAAUGAUGCCAAAGAUGACACAGAAGCACAGGAGAAAGUGAGGAAUGUCGAUAUGAAAGUGUUGACCAGCUUGCUCACAGCUUAUCGGGCCACGUGUUGUGAUCUCGAUGUUGGAAUUUUCCAAGUGUUGCAGACUCUCGAGAAGUUUGGUACCGAUUUGAGUGAUUUUCAGCCAUUAGUAUUUGGAACAGAAGCCACAAAAAACUAUGAGAAUUUGAGGAAGAUGGGAUUGGAUCUUCACGUUAGAAUCUCUCCGGAUGAUGCCAUCAAGACGUACUUCGAUGCAGCAACACUUUGGAAUACGACAAAAUAUCACGUUCGCCCGCUGACAGAAGAAAACGCCGAGAAAAUCUAUGAUGUUCGUUUUGUUCUUUCCUUUUUCAACUCGAUUCUCCAUCCGGCAUCAUCGCUAACUUCUAAACUAUUUGUCGAGCACAACUGUCUUGCUCUUCUCUUCUCGUGCACUUCGUCCACAGAUUCUUCAGUUCGCACACUCGCAUUUGCUUGUCUGCAGAAGUUUGUGAAUCACUUACAAGAAUUGAAUACAGAGAUUUUCACUGAAAAAGCGCUUAUUCUCUACCUCAUUCGUAUCUUCAAACAUAGUUUCGAUGCGGCUGUUCCCAGAAUUUCGAGCAUCAUCACCCAUUUCUUCGCAAGAGUAUCCAAACUCAUGUUGAAUCCAUCAAGUGAUGUUUAUCCACAGAUUAUGGCAUUCCUCUGUAUGAAGCCAAUUUUCGAUAUUCAAAAUGUGCCAGAAUUCUACAAACUCCUGUUCUCCUCCUCUCCAGAACACCACACCGAAGAACGAGAAUGGGUGUUGACACUGAUUUCCGAGGCAAUGCUUGAACCAAUCGACUAUCAAGUUCUUCAGAACAGAGCUGGUAUCAAGUUGCUUCUCAGUUCAUUCGCAAGUGUCUGGUUGGAUCGAAAAAGUCGAGCUCUGAUUCUACGAACACUUCAAAACGCCGUCCAAAUGCCAUCAGUGGCUCACGAUCUAUUCACGAGAGAAGGUCUUCACAUUUGGAUUACUUCAAUUAUUCAAAGUGCCCGAUUCAAUCGAUGGGAGAAAAACUUUUUGGCACAAGUGUUUUGCAGUCUUCUGGAGAAUGAACGGAAGUAUCAAAGAGGAGAAAAGGGAAAAGAACAGGCGUGUAAAGCUGCCACUGCUGCCGCAAGAAUCUGCAGUAAAAAGAUUAUGACAGUUCUUGAUACCAUCUCAAAAGACCCACAGUUCACUGGGGAGCAGAAGAAAGCGUUGGCUUCGAUUGAGAGAAUUGAGAAGUCGAUUGGAAAAAAGUGGAAGAAAAAGAAGAAGUUCAACACGCCGGAAUAG